Molecule: messenger RNA, 3016 nt
Organism: Amyelois transitella
Lineage: Eukaryota; Metazoa; Arthropoda; Insecta; Lepidoptera; Pyralidae
Product: zinc finger protein 814
Exons: 9
Coding region: 176-1939 (587 amino acids)
Biological process (GO): regulation of DNA-templated transcription
Molecular function (GO): DNA-binding transcription factor activity, RNA polymerase II-specific; RNA polymerase II cis-regulatory region sequence-specific DNA binding
Source: RefSeq, a predicted model, not a curated record
UGUUCAUCAUUACGAGUUAUUUGUUGUAUUAUUUUUUUACGAAUUCGAAAUAAACGAGAAAUAAACAUUAUUAUGUAUGUUUUUCAAAUGUAAUUAUAUUUGCUAAUUCAUAAAUAUGUAAUGACCAGUUUGCUUAGUGUUCUAUGUUGUGUGUCGUAAACAUUCUUAAAUUGAGAUGGCCGAAACAAGUGCAAUGAACUCUCACGAUAAACUGGUCCAGUACGGCACCAAAAGGGACGAAAAUAAAGAAAUAAAGAAGGAGGUUGAAGUGCCGGUACCGUUGGUAAAGCCGGAGCCACCUGAGUGUGUGGUCUGCGUAAAACGAAGCCAGGAAAACUUUAACAUUCACAACACCCAUACGAAUGUCUCUGGCAUUUCGCUUCACGCUUUCCUCAGUAAAUUCACCAACACGGAAUUCCCGUUUCCUCAGAAUUUCGUUAGAUACAUUUGCAAAACGUGCCUAGACCUCGUCAAUAUUCUCGAAGAAGCCGAAAUAGAGUACCUAAAGCUAAAACAAACUUUUGAGACUAUCAUUAGUAAGAAUCCAUUAUUUUACUUGCCACAACCACUUAGAUUAGAUACUGUGAAGAAUGAGCUACAAGACAAUGAUACAGCUUGUGCAGACUUGAACGAUGACUCGGAGAAUGAACCUCUUGUUGUGAUCAAAAAGAAGAGAGGGCAGAAAGUGGGAAAACGGAAAAAGGCAUUGAGUAAACGAAAAUCUGAGAGCAAGCCCAAUAAUGAGGAGAGUGGCAGUUGGGAGUGUAGCGAGUGCGGCGUGUGCGGGGAGGGCGGCGCCGUCGCCGAGGCGUCGCACCAGCUGACUGCGCACACCAUCCUCAGGGACAUCAAGAAAGAGGACACUAAUGAUGGUGAAUUCAGCAACGGUUUUGAGACAGUUUUGAAAGUAGAACCGUUGGACGAUGAUAUUGAUAACGAUAGCGACAGUGACUUCUUACCGGAUGAAGAGCUCAGCAACGAGGAGACGAAACGGAAGAGAAAGGUGCUGAUUGGCCGGAGACCGCGGACUAAAGGCAUCGGUCAGAAGAAGCGUGACAAGGUUUUACAUGAGUGUGACCAGUGUAAUGCGAAGUAUACAUCAUUGGUGCGGCUAGAGCAACACAAACAGAAGCACGACGGGUCCAAGCCGCCGUACAUCUGCGAAGUUUGCGGCGCGCACUACAAGCACAAGCGAGCCUGUGAUAUACACAUCGCCAUGCACAAAGGCAUCAGUGACUGGAAAUGUGAAGAGUGCAAUAAACUGUUUCCGUCGAAGGGAGCUUUACAGAGGCAUAACAAUAUACAUACUGGCAAACUUAACUAUCAGUGCGACUUAUGCGGAAAGUCCUUCAUUCACACGUCCUCAUUCAAGAUGCACAAGCUAUCCCACUCUGGUGUUAAACCUCACUCUUGUGAUGUGUGUGGCUUGGCAUUGAUGACUCGGUCUCAUCUCAAGCGGCACAAGAGAGUGCACAGCGGAGAGAAAAGACACGAGUGUGGAGUUUGUGGCAGACGGUUUUCUGAACGCUACAACCUGCUGGCGCACAGCAAGUCGCACGAGAGCGGCGCGGGCGCGGCUGUCUCUGCCGCGGCGGCGGAGCAGGCGCGGCGCCGCCUGUUCCGCUGCCCGUUCUGCGCGGAGCGCUUCGAGCGGCGCUUCCUGCUGGAGCGGCACGCGGGCGCCGCGCACGGCCGCGCGCUGGAGCGCCCGCCGCCCACGCCGCGCAACACCAUGAGCAAGCUGCUCAAGGCGCAGGCCGCGCGCCCGCCCGCCAACGCAGAUGGAGAUUCUAAGGACAUUCGUAGUCCGGAUUCCACAGCUACAACGGUCACCCCACAGAAACUCAUCGCUCACCUAUCAUCCUCGCCAGCGGUUCCUACGAAUGCCUCGUGGUCGAGCGCCUAUGCAGAGUUCAACUUGCGAUCCGAGUUCCAUUGACACAACACACAGAUAAUAUAAAUUUGAAACUAGAGUCAAACCAAGUGCAGACAAAAGCCAGCGAAAAAAUACUUUUAAUUUUCGAUACUUCAUUGAGAAAUACUCAUCUCAAAAAGUGCACUUUUCUUUUAGCAACACAAAGAUCAUAACAUCAUAUAAUAAAAAUAAGUACCUAUAAGUAAAUGUGUAAAUAUUGAAAUUAAAUAAUUAAUUAAUUGAUUUAUUCUAUCAUAUAUCUGUACCAUAGUAGUUAAACUAUUUGUUAAUAAUCAAUUACUCGAAACUUAUUUUUAUAGUAAGACUCAUUAUUAUGUUGUAUGCGACAGCUUUUUUCGGUUGAAUUUUAAGGGGCUAUUAUUAUAAGCUACUAAUUUAAAGAAGAAGAGUUUAAGGGCAAAAAUUGUGUAUUUAGCCCAGGGCACCCCUUACUGCUUACUACUUACGCCGCUUUUCAUAAAUCUUGAGAAUUUGAUUUUAUUUUUUCAGCCAUAUCAUUCACCAAUUUACGUAUGUUUGGGCCCGUAUCUUUACAUUAUUAGGUCUACAUCUAUGUUAGGGCCAUACGGCACGGACAUUAAUUCACAUACUUUUUUAUGUUAAAACAAGGUGAAAUGAAUUUCAAUAAUUUAAAUAACUAAUGCACUCUGUCAGCCGUCAUUUCCGGAAAUACCAUACAUAAAUUUGCCCAAUGUACGAAUUAAGAUCAGCUGUCGUCUAAUUAGAAAAUAGACUCCCACCAGUCGAAAAAUUGCAAUUGAUAUUUCAUAAAUUUAACCUUACAGAAUAAAAUUGAAAUGCGUAUUGUUUUUAUUAAUAUAACAACUUGCACUGUAUAUCUACUUAUUUUACUUUCAUUACCUAUUGGAAACGUUAUUUAUGAUUUUUUUUUAAUUUAAAAUAUAACUUAUGUACAGACUCAAUACGUAAGAAAUAAAUACAAAUUUAUUUAAUACUUUAGUUACUGAUUUUUUUUACAAUAGUUAUAAUUUAUUUGGGUAAGGUUGUGGAGGGCAGACAGUAGGCGCACCAUAUUUAUUACCUGACCUGACUACCCCCUCCUAUUGGCCACAGGCAGAC